This is a messenger RNA of Dermochelys coriacea (leatherback sea turtle), 1380 nucleotides long. RefSeq names its product T cell leukemia homeobox 2 (gene TLX2). The transcript has 3 exons. Bases 1 to 867 code for a protein of 288 amino acids. Gene Ontology annotation, molecular function: RNA polymerase II cis-regulatory region sequence-specific DNA binding; DNA-binding transcription factor activity, RNA polymerase II-specific. Gene Ontology annotation, cellular component: nucleus. NCBI's taxonomy places the organism in Eukaryota, Metazoa, Chordata, Testudines, Dermochelyidae. Gene Ontology annotation, biological process: regulation of transcription by RNA polymerase II; animal organ development. The record is from RefSeq and is a predicted model, not a curated record.
AUGGAGCCCUCGGGGCUGGAGCAGGAGGGCCAGGGCCAGACCCACCCGCACCACGAGCCCAUCAGCUUCGGCAUCGACCAGAUCCUGAGCAGCCCGGAGCAGGGCAGCUGCUUGGGGCCGGUCCGCCCGGCUGGGGAGCCGGACUACGCGCUCUACGGGAGCGGCUGCAGCGGCGCGUACAACCCCGCCUGCUCGCUGGGCUCCUACAGCCUCAGCCGGAGCAUGAACUUGGCCCCGCGGGCCGCGCCGGGGGGCCCCGCGGGAGGGGUGAUCCGGGUGCCGGCGCACAGACCUCUGCCCCCAGCGCCCGGGGCGCCCGCCGGUCCCCCGCAGCCGGGGGUCCCCGGCCUCCCCAGCCUCACCUUCCCCUGGAUGGAGAGCAGCAGGCGGCUCGCCAAAGACCGGCUUUCAGCUGCUCUGUCCCCGUUCGCGGUGACGCGGCGCAUCGGGCACCCCUACCAGAACCGCACCCCCCCCAAGAGGAAGAAGCCGCGCACGUCCUUCAGCCGAGUGCAGAUCUGUGAGCUGGAGAAGCGCUUCCACCGGCAGAAAUACCUGGCCUCAGCCGAGCGGGCCACCCUGGCCAAGGCCCUCAAGAUGACGGACGCCCAGGUGAAGACCUGGUUCCAGAACCGCCGCACCAAAUGGAGGAGGCAGACGGCGGAGGAGCGCGAGGCUGAGCGCCAGCAGGCCAACCGGCUGAUGUUGCACCUGCAGCAGGAGGCCUUCCAGAAGAGCCUGAGCCAGCCGCUGCCGCAGGACCCGCUCUGCAUGCACAACUCCUCCCUCUGCGCCCUGCAGAACCUGCAGCCCUGGGCUGAGGACAAGAAGGUCACGUCUGUCUCAGGGGUGGCAUCAGUGGUGUGAGGCCUCCAUGCUGCCCCCUAGAGCAGGGGGGAAAGACCUGUCUGCAAAUCCCCAUGGAGGCUGCGGAGGUGGUCGGGGCUGAGGCCGGACCCUCCAUGCCUGCAGCAGAUGCAGACCCCUGGGGCAUGGGCUGCUGCCCCCAGGGACCAUGAUGCCAGUGCACUCCCUGCUGUGUGCCUGCCCUGGCUGGGGUCUGCCCUGCUGUCACGGAGUCCCCGGGUGAUGCUCUGGAACUGCUCCCCAUGAAGCCAGGCAGGACUCUGGGGAAGUCUCCUCUCUGGGAGCAGCCUGUCUGCAGGACACACAGCUUACCCAGCUCCCCCCUUUCUGAGUCUGACCUCGGAGCAUUCAGCAUCCUCUGCCCCACUGUGCACUUCCCACAAUGAGUCCGUCCAGGUGGGGUCCUGGGGAAGCCAGAGGGUCCUGCCCCCCAACUCCGCAGUCAGACGUGACUCUCAGCCAGCCAGUAAAAUAGGUUUAUUAGACGACAGGAACAUGGUCUAACACAGAGCU